Messenger RNA from Desarmillaria tabescens, 2303 nucleotides. RefSeq lists its product as uncharacterized. Bases 1 to 1947 code for a protein of 648 amino acids. The record is from RefSeq and is a predicted model, not a curated record. NCBI's taxonomy places the organism in Eukaryota, Fungi, Basidiomycota, Agaricomycetes, Agaricales, Physalacriaceae. The transcript is spliced from 9 exons. Gene Ontology annotation, molecular function: protein binding.
AUGAAACCCGUGCGCCGCUCGACUCGGAAUGUGGCAAGGAAAUCGUAUACCAUCGCCUUGGACUCUGACGAGGAUGACACCCGCGAUGCUGCGCUCGGCCUCCCUUUGAAACGAUUAGCCAGUCCAUCUGCUGGCGAUUAUGGCCCAGCAGCGAAGAAGAGGCGAAAUCUUCGGGGGUUUCUCCAGUUGAUGAAGGACGUCCCUUUAGAUGUUGUAUAUGAAGUCUUCGGACACCUGGAUCCCCUGGACUUGUUGCAGCUAUCAAGGACGAGCAAGCAACUCCGCCGUCUACUUCUACAGGAUUCUGCUAGAUCAGUCUGGAAGACUGCUCGCUCUAAUGUAGACGGCUUGCCCGAUAUACCGCAAGAUCUAAAUGAGGCGCAAUACGCUCAGCUCCUUUUUGGGACAUACUGUCAGUCCUGUCUGAAGCCUAGCCGACGAGCGCAAUGGGAGACACGCACACGCCUUUGCAAGAAAUGUUUCCUCGCUUCCCCAGAUUUUAUAGAUUGGAUGAGUCCACAAAUUGACUCACAAUGGCGACUCUACAACCCCCUCGUUUCUAUGGAUGAUGGAAGAGCGAUGUACUUUCGAUACCAUCGUCUGUAUACUCAAAAGCUGAAGCAAUCUUAUGAGGAAGUUAAAGAUGAUUCCGAGCAACUGCAGAAGUGGCGUGAGAAUGCUAAGAUGGCAUAUAAAAGUAUUAAAGAGCACGCAGAGAAAUGCGAGUCCUGGUACCAGAGCCGCGUUGAACGUCGUGGCAGGGAGCUUUUGGCUAUUCGAUUUAAACGACUUAAAGAUAUAUCAGAUCGACUAAGAGCACUCGGUUGGGCCGAGGAGAUUGAGAAAACUGACCCUACUUCCCUACUUUCACACAAACUUAUAUGGCAACCAAGGCCUUUAACUGACCGAAUCUGGGCUGGUAUAGAAACAGCCGUAGUGGCGUAUAUGGAACAGCUAAAAGCCAGUCGCCUUCUCGCUGAGAGACUUCGAACUCUGGGUACCCGAGCCAAACUCUUCACAGAGCUCUACAAGGCAUUUUUGGCUACACAGCCUUCCUCCUUUCCAUAUCCUAGUCCUGUAGAUGCCCUAAUCUCCGCUCCAUUCAAGACGAUCAUCAUUGACACACCUGUUGCCCAAGAGCUCACAGAAGCAAGCUUUUCAGACGCCUUUGCCUAUUUUUCAGAUUAUUCAAGGCAGUGGAGGGAAGCUGCGGAUACCGAGAUAGGUCUUUUGAUGAAAGAUGUCAAUCAGGAUAAAUCUCACCUCCAUCUUGCAACGACGAUAUUCCUCUGCCGUUCCUGCAAGAAGUAUAUCUCCUACCCUCGUAUCCUGUUGCAUUCAUGCACGACAGUGGGUUGGUUAGUUCCGAACGGUUUAGAUGACGACGAGACGGUCCUGCGGCGUAGCGUUCUCCCCAUUUUACCUUGGUCACCUCGUGCGGAUAUGAUACCCAGCCAGUGGAGAAACGCAUGCCAAGUCAUCGAGUUGGUCUGUGGUCGCGACCCUAGCACGACAACGACACAGGACAUGAAUGAUUGGGACCCUGUGUUCACUUGCAUUCCUUGUUCGAUUGGUUGGGAUGGACGACUCUUCAUGAGAUGGGAGCAGGCCAUCCUCCACACCACCCAUGCCGAUACCCAUGAAUCCAUUGAUUCCGUUCUCAAGCUUGUUACAAACGAGGAAGAAUUAAGGCUAUUCAACGAACUAGAGUCCAAAGGAGCGUCUGAGAAGAAAAUAGGCGUUCUUCAGCAGGAAGGGAUGCUGUCGGUCAUUCGGUUGCGCUGUAACCAUUGUGACUUGAUGUUCAUGUCAAAAGAAAUGCCCGACCACCUCAGGGAUUGCCAUGGUGUACAGGUGCCCUCGCCUGGCGAUUUUAACUGGCACUUGGAUGACAAUCGCUUGAUCCGCUCAGCUAUGAGGGUUCCGAAUGCCUACUUCGUCUGGUGAAACAUCUGCCUCCAGACAGCUACUACUGAAUGCCGUCACCACUAUGAGUGUAACCGAAUUUUGCAAUAUGCGUCGCCGCCACGCAAAUCAGGAAGAAUGGAUCCGUAUCCUUGUUGAACAAACUAGUAUACAAAUAUGUACAGUCGAUCACGAACGAACUAAAACAACAAAACGAGAUAUGAAUGUGGAACGGUGGAAUGAUGUAUAUGUACUCGCAGUGUAAAAGUCCAUGCAUCAAGAAUGGGUGGUGUUACAUUGAGAGGGAUAUGCGGGGAUGCUGAUGCAAUGUUCGUUCACUGAUUAGGCUGUAUACUAGCUCAUGGCUAACAAGCAGCGCAUGAGAAUAGGAUAAAUAU